Molecule: messenger RNA, 738 nt
Organism: Maudiozyma barnettii
Lineage: Eukaryota; Fungi; Ascomycota; Saccharomycetes; Saccharomycetales; Saccharomycetaceae
Gene: LUC7
Product: Luc7p
Exons: 1
Coding region: 1-738 (245 amino acids)
Biological process (GO): mRNA splice site recognition
Cellular component (GO): U1 snRNP; U2-type prespliceosome
Molecular function (GO): mRNA binding
Source: RefSeq, a predicted model, not a curated record
AUGGGAACACCAGCAGCUGAACAGAGAAAACUUAUAGAACAACUUAUGGGUAAAGAUAUCCAAAGUCGAUUUGGUGGACGAAGUAGAUAUUAUCAACAAAACUUGGGUAUACGGGAUCGUCGUGUGUGUAAAUCUUACCUUGUUGGUGAUUGUCCCUAUGAUCUAUUUCAAGGUACCAAGCAAAGUUUAGGAACUUGCCCCCAAUUACAUCUAUCUAAGUAUAAGUUGCAAUAUGAUCGAGAUAUUGCUAAUGGCAAGAGAUAUCCCGAAUUUGAAAGAGAAUACUAUUUGGUAUUGGCAAAAUUUGUACAUGAUUGUAAUGAUCAAAUAGAAGUAGCUUUGAAAAAUUUAGAACAUACAUCGGAAGAAAGAGAAAGAAUAAAGACCGUCACCAAAGAGUUAGAUGAUAUUGAUACGCAGAUAGGUUUGAUGAUGCAAGAAAUAGAAUCUUUAACGACACAUAACGAAGUAUCGAAAGCAAUAAUGCAAUCCGUAAAAUUGGAGGAAAUGCAAGAAAGACGACAAGUGAUAGCCAAAAAUGUUAAGAACAUAACAGAGAAUGUAGGUCAGAGUGCUCAACAGAAAUUACAAGUAUGUGAAGUUUGUGGAGCUUAUUUAUCGAGACUGGAUACUGACAGAAGACUGGCAGAUCAUUUCCUGGGAAAGAUUCAUUUAGGAUAUGUUAGGAUGAGGGAACAUUAUCAGUUAUUUAACAAACAGACUGAUAAUAAGAUUUAG